Molecule: messenger RNA, 801 nt
Organism: Heterostelium album PN500
Lineage: Eukaryota; Evosea; Eumycetozoa; Acytosteliales; Acytosteliaceae
Exons: 1
Coding region: 1-801 (266 amino acids)
Source: RefSeq, a predicted model, not a curated record
AUGAGCACCACCUACAAAAUUAAAGAAUUAUUUUUCUUCAACAACACAUGGAAAUUUACUUUAAACUCCAAAGAUGUCUCCAUUACAAUUAAAAAUCAAAGUGAUGUAGAAAUUAAUGGUUUAAUCGCUCCAUCAAUUUAUAAUAGUAAUUUAUUAAGAUUGGAGUUCAUCCAUGAAAAUCAAUUAUUUUAUAUUACCCACGGAAAUGCUCUUCCAUUGCUCGGUAUGAAUAAACAAUUAUAUAUGAACCAUAUCAACAUUAUCAACGGUCGCCAAUACCAUACCACUCCACUUGGUGAAAGAAUCUUCCUCUUGGUUGCUUUAUAUUUCCUUGGUGUCUUCUGUUGGGUAUGGGCACUUAUCCCAGCUGCUGUCUACUCUGUAGGAUUAUAUUUAUUCUUCAGACAUAGAAGCAUUGUAAUUAGAAAGCUACCAUCGGAAUUACAACAAUUCCAAGGACCAUCACAAGACCAAUCCCAAGAACCAUUGAUUUCCUAUGAAACAAAAAACCCAGUCAUGACACAUGUAUUGCUUCCCUUCGACGAAAAACUUCAACAAUUCCGCCAAUGGGGAUCAUCUAAAUCAACAACUGCACCCACUGUCAUUCAAACACCAACUCCAACUCCAACUCCAACUCCUCAUUAUGUUAGCCCAUCAAUCAAUCAAUCAACACCACUCAUGAGCAAUGGAUCUCAAGUUCCACAAUACACAAUGGUUCAACCAAAUAUUUACGCACCACAACAAAGUCAAAUGUAUUCAUAUACACCAGAUGUACAAAUUAAUCAAACUGUUUCAAAAUAA